Phyllopteryx taeniolatus (common seadragon) is the source of this 2637-nucleotide messenger RNA. RefSeq names its product calcitonin gene-related peptide type 1 receptor-like. The record is from RefSeq and is a predicted model, not a curated record. Lineage: Eukaryota; Metazoa; Chordata; Actinopteri; Syngnathiformes; Syngnathidae. Bases 177 to 1643 code for a protein of 488 amino acids. The transcript has 12 exons. Gene Ontology annotation, molecular function: adrenomedullin receptor activity; calcitonin receptor activity; calcitonin gene-related peptide receptor activity. Gene Ontology annotation, cellular component: plasma membrane. Gene Ontology annotation, biological process: angiogenesis; cell surface receptor signaling pathway; adenylate cyclase-activating G protein-coupled receptor signaling pathway.
CUUAUCAGGACAGCUCAGUGUUGCCUCAGACUGUGGAAGGUAACACUGCAGACACACUGACUCCUCAAGAGCAGAUCUUAAAUCUUUAUUAAUUCAAUGACGAGAGGUGGCAAGUCGAGGGAUUAGUAUUCAAAAUACCCCAGUCACCUGCUAAGAAAACGCAUCUGAGACUACAAAUGGACUGCUUCAUGUUUCUCCUGGUGAUGUGCUCCCUGUGCAAGUCGGGUCAGCUGCUUGCAGCUGAAAGUUCUGAAGAUGACUAUCAGGAACAUCUGAACCAUUACGGGGAACACCCAGCAACAAUCGCCAUGGCCCAGUACAAGUGCUUCCAGCGGAUGGUGAGAGGAGACAAUCACCGCAAAUCCCAAACAAUGGGACCAAUGUGCAACAUGACAUGGGAUGGUUGGUUGUGCUGGGAUGAAACCGAAGCAGGACUCUUAACAGAGCAGAGCUGCCCAGACUAUUAUAAAGACUUUGACCCUUAUGCGCUAGCAUCCAAAGUCUGUACGGAAACAGGCAAUUGGUGGCGUCACCCAGAGAGCAACCGGACAUGGACAAACUUUACCAACUGCCAAGCCAAUACAACACAUCAUGGCACGGUGAGAACAAAUCAAAUCUCAUUAAACAUACGUGGAUUCUCCGGAAUGUUCUGUUGUGAAAUGUUGUCCUUCCAGGUGGCAAUGACUCAUUUCUAUCUGGUCAUGAUUGGUCACGGGCUGUCACUGGUCUCAUUGAUCAUAUCACUGGGAAUAUUCUUCCAUUUUAAGAGUCUGAGCUGCCAGAGGAUCACGCUACACAAGAACCUCUUUGUGUCAUUCGUUCUGAACUCAGUCAUCACUGUUGUGUGGCUGACAAAGGUGGCCAAGAAACAAGGGUAUACGUACAACGACUCGGCGAGCUGCAAGCUGCUCAUGUUCAUCCACCUCUACCUGUUGAGCUGCAACUACUUCUGGAUGCUGUGUGAGGGCAUCUACCUGCACACUCUGAUUGUGGUGGCCGUGUUUGCAGAGAAACAGCAUCUCAUGUGGUAUUAUCUGCUUGGCUGGGGUUUCCCCCUGGUGCCAGCACUGUUGCAUUCCAUAGCACGCCACUGCUACUAUAAUGACAAGUGCUGGGUUAGCUCGGAUACAUCCCUACUCUACAUCAUCCAUGGGCCGAUCUGCGCUGCAUUGGUGGUGAACCUCUUUUUCCUUUUGAACAUUGUGCGGGUUCUCAUCACUAAACUGAGAGUUACCCACCAGGCUGAGUCCAGCCUGUACAUGCGGGCGGUGAGGGCCACACUCAUCCUCAUUCCGCUGCUCGGCAUUCAGUUUGUGCUGCUGCCUUACAAGCCUCAGGAGCACUGGGUCUCUGAGAUAUAUCUCUACGUCAUGGAGAUCCUCAUGCACUAUCAGGGUCUCCUUGUGUCCACCAUAUUCUGCUUCUUUAAUGGGGAGGUUCAGAGCGUUCUGCGGAGACACUGGAAUCAGCAGCAGAUGCAGUUUGCCGGCACAUUUGCCAACGCCGACCUCUUCCGCUCGGCCUCCUACGUGGCGUCAUCGCUCACCGAGGUCCACCGUUGCUACAGCAUCGAGAGUCACACCGAGCAGACUAACGGAAAAACCUAUUCGGACAUAUUCCGAUCUGACAGCCCGUUUGUGUGACAAGGACUUUACGCUCAGGAGGCAUUCAGAUUCUUGAAGAGGAUCCAAGGAAGUGAGAUUUUUCAUCUUUUUACAAGUUUUUGGUUGAGUGGGCCAUUUUUCUAUUCGUAGAAAAUGGGCCACUCAACGAGAGGUCUUUCUCACAUCCAGGGGAUUUAACAACAACAAUGACAACAACACCACCAACAACAAUGUAUUUUCAGGCAUUUUAAAGACCCAAUGAAGCUGCUCAGCCUAGAGUCAGUUUUCAACAAGACUAGCUGAUAUACACUACUCAUAAAAAUGUAAGGGUAUUAGGCUUUCGGGUGAAAUUUCAGGAUGAACCUAAAAUGCGCUAUAACCUUUCCAGGUUAACUUAAUUUCACUUUCUCUAAACUUUUGAAUGAGCAUGUGCUGCCUAUGUUAAUUUUGCUGCUUGUUCAAGAACAGCAAGUUGUGCAGAAAGCACUGUAACAUUGAACAUUUGCACGUGUGCGUUGAAAGGUUCACCUGCAGUGCAUUUUAAGUACAUCCUGAAAUUUAUAUCCCAAAUAUCCCUAACUUUUUUGAGAGUAGUGUACAUAUUUGUCGAAGCAUGUGGCGUUGUAGUCACAUUUUUUUUUUUACAUUUUCUUCUGCUAUCUAAUUUUUUAGUGUGGCACGUUUUGUCUCUGUUGUUUAUUAUUAUUAUUAUUAUUAUUAUUAUUAUUAUUAUUAUUAUUAUUAUUAUUAUUUAUAAUUCCGUCAAUGCGCCACAAUUACUGAGGUUCAUAUUUUUCUUAUUCCAAAAUGCUGGAGAAGAGAUCAUGAAGUAAUGAUUAUCGUAUUGUAUAUAAAUGAAAUACUUUAUCUUGACUAUUUUUAUAGUGUGUAUUAAAACUUGUUGUUAUGGUGACUUGCUUCUCAUGUAGGUAACAUUGCUUUGUCAUAAGCAUUAACAUUGUAUAGACUUACAAAAUUAUAUUGUUGCUGUAAAUAAAAACGGCUGUGGAAAAACUGCUGUUACUGUUUUGCA